UUUUUUUCCUUCUCAGCAUUAUGCGCGAGCGGUUAGCUGUUUGGGUCACGAGCUGUCAGGGCAGAUACUUUAGCAUUUGUGGACACGGUCGGUUUAUUCCGAGGCUCAUCCGAUCAGCGGUGUGUCAAAGCUAUGGGAUGAAAUGUGUAAAUGGCGUGAGCAAUGCGUUAUAAACAGAACGGCAGCUUGUUGACAGCGGGGAUUUGGUAUGGAAGGCAGAGAGAGAAGCUAAUUCGCUAACUGGAUAUUUCAGUUCUCUUCAGCAAAACAGGAACUUUACCCGCUUGAUCUAAGGUUGCAGCAUGUAUAGAUUAUUCAGCUCUUAUCGCUUAGCAAACUAGUUUGGAGAUUUGUUUUGGAUUUUCUAGCUUUUCCCUAAGCAGAAAAAACAGUUCCUAUUUUGAAGUGAAUAAACUAAUUGGAGUGAUCAUAAUGCAUGACGCCUACGAGCCCGUCCCUAUUUUGGAGAAACUUCCUCUCCAGAUCGACUGUUUAGCGGCCUGGGAGGAUUGGCUCCUGGUGGGGACUAAACCAGGUCAUCUCCUCCUUUACAGGAUCAAGAAGGAUGACGGUUGGUAUCAGAUUUGCUUGCAUUUUGUUGUGAAAACCUUGUUGUGCGCCAUUGUUUUGAUUGUAUCAUCUUCCUCCUAUCAAACAGCCACAAACAGAUUUGAAGUGUUACUCGAGAAAUCCAACAAGAACUUCUCCAAGAAGAUCCAGCAGCUGUAUGUUGUAUCACAGUACAAGAUUUUGGUCAGCCUUCUGGAGAACAAUAUCCAUGUCCAUGAUUUGCUCACUUUCCAGCAGAUCACUAUGGUACCCAAAGCCAAGGGUGCAACACUCUUUGCCUGUGAUCUGCAGCAGUCUAUUGCAGGUGAAGAAAAGUUGCGCAUGUGUGUUGCUGUCAAAAAGAAACUUCAGCUUUAUUACUGGAAGGACAGGGAGUUCCAUGAACUACAGGGGGAUUUUGCGGUUCCAGAUAUUCCGAAGUCCAUGGCUUGGUGCGAAAAUUCCCUGUGUGUGGGAUUCAAGCGUGACUACUAUCUGAUCCGGAUGGAUGGGCGUGGAUCAAUUAAAGAGCUCUUCCCAACAGGAAAGCAACUGGAGCCCCUGGUAGCCCCACUGGCCGAUGGGAAAGUAGCUGUGGGCCAGGAUGAUCUCACUGUUGUUUUGAAUGAGGAAGGAAUCUGCACACAGAAAUGUGCCCUUAACUGGACUGACAUCCCUGUUGCAAUGGAGCACCAGCCUCCAUAUAUUAUAGCUGUGCUGCCACGUUAUGUGGAGAUUCGCACCUUUGAACCAAGGUUGUUGGUACAGAGUGUGGAGUUGCAGAGGCCACGCUUCAUCACCUCUGCAGGGCCCAAUAUUGUGUAUGUUGCCAGCAAUCAUUUUGUCUGGCGACUUGUGCCAGUUUCCAUAGCGAGCCAGAUCCGGCAGCUCCUACAGGACAAGCAGUUUGAGCUGGCUCUUCAGCUAGCGAAGAUGAAGGAUGACUCAGAUGGUGAUAAGAAACAGCAGAUUCAUCAUAUUCAGAAUUUGUAUGCCUUUAAUCUCUUCUGUCAGAAGCGUUUUGAUGACUCGAUGCAGGUGUUUGCUAAGCUGGGGACAGACCCAACUCAUGUGAUUGGAUUGUAUCCAGACCUCCUGCCUUCUGACUACCGUAAACAGCUGCAUUACCCCAAUCCUUUCCCCACACUCUCUGGAGCAGAGCUGGAGAGGGCUCAUUUGGCUCUCAUUGACUACCUAACACAGAAGCGCAGUCAUUUGGUGAAGCAGCUGAAUGACUCUGACCCCUCCACCACAUCACCGAUCAUGGAGGGCACGCCUACAAUCAAAAGCCGCAAGAAGCUUCUUCAGAUCAUAGACACCACCUUGCUCAAAUGCUACCUUCAUACCAAUGUGGCCUUGGUGUCACCCCUUCUGCGUCUAGAAAACAAUCACUGUCAUGUGGAGGAGAGCGAGUAUGUGCUGAAGAAGGCCCACAAGUACAGUGAGCUCAUCAUCCUCUAUGAGAAGAAGGGCUUGCAUCAGAAGGCCCUGCAGGUUUUGCUGGAUCAGUCUACUAAAGCCAACUCUCCUUUAAAGGGUCAUGAGAGGACAGUGCAGUAUCUCCAGAGACUGGGGGCUGAGAAUCUGGGCAUUAUCUUUGAGUUUUCCCCAUGGGUGCUGAAGGUUUGUCCAGAGGAUGGCCUCAAGAUUUUUACAGAAGACCUAACGGAGGUUGAAAUGCUGCCCAGAGACAAGGUGCUAGACUUCCUAAAGGAUGGUUUUAAGGAGCUAGCUGUGCCAUAUCUGGAGCACAUUAUUUAUGUGUGGGAGGAAACAGGCCCCGAGUUCCACAACGUGCUGAUCCAGCUUUACCUGGAGAGAGUACAAUCGCUGAUGAAAGAGUAUCUCAAUUCACUGCCUGAGGGUGUCCCAGCUGUGCCUGCAGGAAAGGAGGAAGGGGAACUCGGAGAGAUUCGGAACAGCUUGUUGUCGUUCCUAAAUAUUUCAAUAUACUAUGAACCAGAUAUUCUCAUCAGUGACUUUCCAUUUGAUGGUCUGUUGGAGGAGCGAGCUCUGCUUCUGGGACGCAUGGGAAAACAUGAGCAGGCACUCUUUAUUUAUGUGCACAUACUGAAUGACACGUACAUGGCUGAGGAGUAUUGUCACAGACAUUAUGACAAAUCAGCAGAUGGAAAUAAAGAUGUGUAUCUGUCUCUCUUGCGCAUGUACCUGUCUCCUCCAGAUGCACACUAUCUGGGUCCUAUUAAGAUGGAGCUGUCUGAGCCCCAGGCUAAUCUUCAGGCUGCCCUCCAGGUCCUUGAGCUUCACCACAGCAAGCUCAACACCACUAAGGCGAUAGACCUGCUUCCAGCGAACACUCAGAUUGCAGAGAUCCGUGUGUUUCUCGAGAGUGUGUUGGAGGAGAAAGCCCAGAGGAAACGUUUUGAUCAGGUGCUCAAGAGUCUGCUGCAGGCAGAGUUCCUCCGGGUCCAAGAGGAGCGAAUCUUUCACCAGCAGGUGAAGUGUGUCAUUACAGAAGAAAAGACCUGCCGGGUUUGUAAAAAGAAGAUUGGAAACAGUGCCUUCGCCAGGUAUCCAAAUGGUGUAGUAGUCCACUAUUUUUGCUGUAAGGAUCGCAGUGUGUGUCCCAUAGAGCAAUGAGAUUUCUUCGCUGGAUCUGCUCGAUACACCCCUCCAACUUCUUUUAAGAUUUUUACCCAAGGUGUUUUGUGCUGCACAAAUGAAGGAAAUGCCAGUUUGUGUCUUAAACAAUUUCAUAAAGAUUCGGGCACAUUAAAGCCCGAUGUGUCCAUGAAGAAAAGAUACGGUACCUUGGACUAAUGACUUCUUAGCACAUGGUCACAGACAUUCUGACGGUGAAGGCGUGAUUGCUAUUGCACUCCGGCUUUGAAGACAAUUAAGUCAAAAAAGCAACACAUACUGUAGAUCUAGUGUGAAAAAUAAUGAUAGCCUCUCUCAUCAACAGUAUGGCUACUUUAUUUACUUCUAUUAUUUUGAAGCAUGUUUCUGUCUAACUUUGUCAUAUGCCUUGUGUGUGGAAACAACUGAAAGCAGUGUUUUAUGUGUUAAACCUGUCGUUGUUGUGGUCUCACCCAUUUACAAACAGACUGUUAUAACAAUGUACCUUCUGCUUCACUGUACGCACUAAAUGUUCUGGUUAUAGAAGGAAAGACAGAUUCUGGUGAUUUAUUUUUUGCUAGUUUCUCAAACAUUCUGGUAGUUUUGGUCAGAUAAAUGUGCUUGGUUUGUUCCGACCUUAAUAAAAGUGAGACCCUUUUUUGAGCCACUACAUUACCAGGUAUUAAUUCUGUGAUUACAGCAGCAUGGCACUUCUUUGGCUUCUACUAGGCUUUAAUUUAUUCUCACUAAUAGACGAUGCAAGACAAUAAAGCACUAAUGAAUAAAUCGCAUCAUUACACGUUGAUGUUGCUAUAAAUGUCGAUAAUCUCACAUGGAGAAAGGGGUCCUUAGGGGAUCCAGCACUCUUGCUUGUGAAAAUGUGCGCUUGAAUGUGUUAAAAUUUAAUUUGUCACCAUCUUCACCCAUCCUUCUUUCCUCUCUUAUUACGAUCAACUACAACCUCGACUGUUGCUGUUGAGUGGAGAAGACAGUUGCUUUUGUCACUAAGCAGUGUAAGAUAUGAGGUGUGUUUGAAUAUGUAUAAACUGUAUUUUAAAGAUGAGAUAUGUUGAUGCUAAUAAACAUGUAUCCUGUCCUGUGCAA
Silurus meridionalis is the source of this 4233-nucleotide messenger RNA. It is a transcript of the gene vps39, whose product is annotated as VPS39 subunit of HOPS complex. The transcript has 23 exons. Lineage: Eukaryota; Metazoa; Chordata; Actinopteri; Siluriformes; Siluridae. Gene Ontology annotation, cellular component: membrane; cytoplasm. Bases 433 to 3150 code for a protein of 905 amino acids. The record is from RefSeq and is a predicted model, not a curated record. Gene Ontology annotation, biological process: endosomal vesicle fusion; autophagy; intracellular protein transport. Gene Ontology annotation, molecular function: protein binding.